Formica exsecta is the source of this 828-nucleotide messenger RNA. RefSeq names its product odorant receptor 94b-like. Gene Ontology annotation, cellular component: plasma membrane. Gene Ontology annotation, biological process: sensory perception of smell; detection of chemical stimulus involved in sensory perception of smell. The record is from RefSeq and is a predicted model, not a curated record. The coding region runs from base 106 to 828 and encodes 240 amino acids. Lineage: Eukaryota; Metazoa; Arthropoda; Insecta; Hymenoptera; Formicidae. Gene Ontology annotation, molecular function: olfactory receptor activity; odorant binding. The transcript is spliced from 4 exons.
AGAUGUUUCUCAUAUUCUCUAAACAAAAAAUUAUAUAUAUAGUGCGAGAAAAAGUAAAUACAUUUAUAGUUAUUUUACAGGCUUAACACUUUUCACUAUGCAGUUAUGUGCUUGAUAACGUGGAUUAGUAUUACGUUUACAUCCUUGAUGACGAAUUUUGGCGAAAGAAAAUUGACGUUCAGAGCGUGGGUGCCGUUUGAAUAUUCAUCUAUGACCUUAUAUUGUCUGUUAUACAUUCAUCAACUGAUAGGUUUGAUUGUGGGUGCUUUGCUGAACGCCGCUUGCGACGGUCUCAUCUGUGGAAUGAUGGUACACAUUUGCAGUCAGUUUGAAAUCUUGACGUAUCGUUUGAACAGAAUCAUGCUUUAUUCAGAUGAUCUUCGCAAUUGCGUGCAACAACAUUGUAGAAUUUUUAGACUUGCUUUUCUUGUAAAUGCAAAGUUCAGAAUAAUUAUUACUAUUCAAUUUUUGAUGAGUAUGUUUGAGAUAUGUUUCAAUCUCUAUCAAAUAACUCUAUCGAAGCUAGAUGGACGGUGUAUUCGACUAGUAUUAUUCAUGAGUUGCAUGCUAGUAGAAGUUUUCGUUUACUGUUGGUACGGCAACGAAGUUAAAUUAAAGAGUCUUCAAUUUGUCGAUAAAAUUUUCGAGAUGGAAUGGUUGACUAUGGACAAAAAUUUGAAAAGAUGUUUAAUAAUAAUGAUGGCACGUACAAUAGUGCCUAUUGAAAUUACCAGCGCCUACAUUAUCUCUAUGGAUCUUGAUUCAUUUGUAAGUGUACUUAAAACAUCAUAUUCGGCUUAUAACUUACUUCAACAAAUGAAUGAGUGA